CGCUCGGCUCAGCUCGGCACGGCUCAGCUCGCCACGGCACGGUACGGGUUGCCAUGACAAGUGUUUUCUCCCGCUAGCCCCGGGACCGCUCGGCCGCCUCCCCACAGCCGCCCCCCCAUCCCAUGGCCAUCCGCGGGGGCUCCGCCGGCAGCCGGGCGCCGAGGGGGCUGAGCCGCUCCAGUUGCUGUGGUAUCCAGGGAGCCCUCCUCCUUCUGCGGGAGAAGCACGCUGGUCGUUGCUAAGGUCGCCUCCGCGGUAACAUGCACAUCCUGUUUACACCUUUAUCCGGAGAAGUUGGGCUCGGUUAGAGGCACCCGCUUCACCCGGCUACCCCCCAGGGAAGGGGCAUCCCCUCCUCAGACCCUCCAGGGAGGGAACUGCAGGAGCCAAGCAGCCGGCGUCGCCAGCACAGCGCCGGCGAGAUGACGAACAACGUGGCCGACCACCACCCCGGCAACUCGGUCGCUGAAGGCAACCAUGAAGGGGACUUUGGUUGCUCCAUGGUGGAGCUCAGGAACCUCAUGGAGCUGAGGAGUGCCGAAGCGGUCGCCCGGCUCAACGACUCCUAUGGCGGGGUGCAGAACGUCUGCAAGAGGUUGAAGACGUCGCCAGUUGAAGGCCUGUCUGGGAACCCGACUGACCUGGAGAAGAGGCGGCAGGUCUUCGGCCAGAACUUCAUUCCUCCCAAAAAGGCCAAGACGUUCCUGCAGUUAGUGUGGGAGGCACUCCAGGACGUCACGCUCAUCAUCUUGGAAAUCGCAGCCAUAAUCUCCUUGGGCCUCUCCUUCUACCACCCUCCGGGUGGUGACAAUGAAUUGUGUGGGCAGUCGACAGGCGGCGUGGAGGACGAGGGCGAGUCGCAGGCCGGCUGGAUCGAAGGGGCAGCUAUCUUGUUUUCUGUGAUCAUCGUGGUGCUGGUGACUGCUUUCAAUGACUGGAGCAAAGAGAAGCAGUUCCGGGGCCUCCAGAGCCGCAUCGAGCAGGAGCAGAAGUUCACGGUCAUUCGCAAGGGGCAGGUGAUUCAGAUCCCGGUGGCCGAGAUCGUGGUGGGAGACAUCGCACAGAUCAAGUAUGGUGAUCUCUUACCAGCAGAUGGGAUCCUGAUCCAGGGCAAUGACCUGAAAAUAGAUGAGAGCUCACUGACUGGGGAGUCAGACCAAGUGAAGAAAUCCCUGGAUAAAGACCCCAUGCUGCUGUCAGGCACCCAUGUGAUGGAGGGCUCUGGCAGGAUGGUGGUGACUGCUGUGGGGAUCAACUCCCAGACCGGCAUCAUCUUCACUCUCUUGGGUGCAGGAGAAGGAGAUGAGGAAAAGAAGGUGAAGAAAGGUAAAAAAACCGGAGCCCCCGAAAAUCGCAACAAAGCUAAAACUCAGGAUGGUGUGGCCUUAGAGAUCCAACCCCUGAAGAGCCAGGAAGGGGUGGAAAAUGAGGAGAAGGAGAAGAAGAAGGUGAAGGUGCCCAAGAAGGAGAAAUCUGUGCUGCAAGGGAAGCUCACGCGUCUGGCGGUGCAGAUCGGGAAGGCGGGGCUGAUCAUGUCGGCCAUCACCGUCAUCAUCUUGGUGCUGUACUUCGUGAUCGACACGUUUGGGGUGCAGGGGCGGCCCUGGCUGGCAGAGUGCACCCCCAUUUACAUCCAGUACUUUGUCAAGUUCUUCAUCAUCGGGGUCACAGUGCUGGUGGUGGCUGUGCCUGAGGGGCUCCCGUUGGCAGUCACCAUCUCCUUGGCCUACUCCGUGAAGAAAAUGAUGAAGGACAACAACCUGGUGAGACACUUGGACGCGUGUGAGACCAUGGGCAACGCCACAGCCAUCUGCUCGGACAAGACGGGCACGCUCACCAUGAACCGCAUGACCGUGGUUCAAGCCUACGUGGGGGACACCCACUACCGCCAGAUCCCUGACCCCGAGGCCAUCCUGCCCAGAGUCCUGGACCUCAUCGUCAACGGCGUGGCCAUCAACUCCGCCUACACCUCCAAGAUCCUGCCACCCGAGAAGGAAGGGGGGCUACCCCGGCAAGUGGGGAACAAAACCGAGUGUGCCCUGCUGGGUUUUGUGCUGGACCUGAAGCAGGAUUAUCAGGCUGUGAGGAACGAGGUGCCCGAGGAGAAGCUCUACAAGGUGUACACCUUCAACUCGGUGCGCAAGUCCAUGAGCACCGUGCUGAGGAACGGCAACGGCGGCUUCCGCAUGUACAGCAAAGGAGCCUCCGAGAUCAUCCUCCGCAAAUGCACCAAGAUCCUGGACAAGAACGGUGACCCUCGGGUGUUUAAGGUGAAGGACCGGGAUGAGAUGGUGAAGAAGGUGAUAGAGCCCAUGGCCUGCCACGGGCUGAGGACCAUCUGCCUGGCCUUCCGGGACUUCCCUGCUGAGCCUGAGCCCGACUGGGACAGCGAGAACGAGAUCCUGUCAGACCUGACCUGCAUUGCUGUGGUUGGCAUCGAGGACCCUGUGAGGCCAGAGGUGCCAGAUGCCAUCCUGAAGUGCCAACGUGCGGGGAUCACCGUCCGGAUGGUGACGGGGGACAACAUCAACACGGCCCGUGCCAUCGCCACCAAGUGUGGCAUCCUGCUGCCAGGGGAGGACUUCUUGUGCCUGGAGGGGAAGGAGUUCAACAGGCUCAUCCGCAACGAGAAGGGAGAGGUAGAACAGGAGCAGCUGGAUAAGAUCUGGCCCAAGCUGCGUGUGCUGGCCCGCUCCUCCCCAACAGAUAAGCACACACUUGUGAAAGGAAUUAUCGACAGCACUGUUGGUGACCAGAGGCAGGUGGUGGCUGUGACUGGGGAUGGGACCAACGAUGGCCCAGCUCUGAAGAAAGCUGAUGUUGGGUUUGCCAUGGGCAUUGCAGGCACGGAUGUGGCGAAGGAGGCAUCAGACAUCAUCCUGACGGACGAUAACUUCACCAGCAUCGUCAAGGCCGUGAUGUGGGGCCGCAAUGUCUACGACAGCAUCUCCAAGUUCCUGCAGUUCCAGCUCACUGUUAACAUCGUGGCUGUCAUCGUGGCCUUCACAGGCGCCUGCAUCACGCAGGACUCUCCUCUGAAGGCUGUCCAGAUGCUGUGGGUGAACCUGAUCAUGGACACCUUUGCCUCCUUAGCGCUGGCCACGGAGCCGCCGUCCGAGUCGCUGCUGCUGCGCAAACCCUACGGCCGCAACAAGCCGCUCAUCUCCCGCACCAUGAUGAAGAACAUCCUGGGCCACGCCGUGUACCAGCUGACCAUCAUCUUCACACUGCUUUUUGCAGGGGAGAAGUUCUUUGACAUCGACAGUGGCCGGAAUGCCCCUCUGCACUCCCCACCCACCGAGCACUACACCAUCGUCUUCAACACCUUUGUCAUGAUGCAGCUGUUCAACGAGAUCAACGCCCGCAAGAUCCACGGAGAGAGGAACGUCUUUGAGUCCAUCUACCGCAACCCCAUCUUCUGCACCGUGGUGCUGGGGACGUUUGCAGCUCAGAUCAUCAUUGUGGAGUUUGGUGGGAAGCCCUUCAGCUGCUCUGGACUCACCCUGAGCCAGUGGUUCUGGUGUAUUUUUAUUGGAGUGGGAGAGCUGCUCUGGGGACAGCUGAUCUGCACUGUCCCAACCAGCCACUUGAAGUUCCUGAAGGAAGCUGGGCAUGGCAUCACCAAGGAGGAGAUCCCAGAGGAGGAGCUGCCUGAAGACGUGGAUGAGAUCGACCACGCUGAGAUGGAGCUGAGGCGUGGGCAGAUCCUGUGGUUCAGGGGUCUCAACAGGAUACAGACACAGAUGGACGUAGUUUACACAUUCCAGACCGGCGCCUCCUCUUUGCAGGGAGCCCUCAGGAGACAGCCUUCCAUCGUGAGCCAGCACCACGAUAUCAAAGUGGUGAAUGCGUUCCGUAGCUCCCUGUACGAAGGCCUCGAGAAACCCGAAUCCAGAAGCUCCAUCCAUAACUUCAUGACUCACCCAGAGUUCAUCCUGGAGGAAGAUGAGCCUCGAACACCAUUCCUUGAUGGCGCUGAAGACGACCCUGAGACCGACGGACUCAAAAAGCGAGGUGGGGGCAACCUGGCUGGAACUACAUCCCUCAACAGAAAUAACAAUGCAGUGGACAGCGAGCAAGCUGAGCUCACCAUCCCGGAGCCUGAAAGUCUUUUACACAGCUUGGAGACAUCAGUUUGACCUUUAGAACUUUGAACCCCUCCUCCUCCUCCUCCUCCUCCUCCACCGCCUUCGCCCCUCGCCCUGUGUGACAUUGGCACCAGUAACUGAUCACACACUGCGGUCACUUCGUGUCAAACUGCUCAUAUGUAUAUCAUUUUGGUGUUUUGUUUUGGGGAUGGGAGGGUUUCUUUUUGGUUUUUAGGGGGGGGAUUGGGGUGUUUUUUUUACCAUUAUUUAGCAGUGGGAACCAGAGUGCCACCAUGCUGGGUGUUGGGAGAGAGGCUAAGCCAAAACUGUGCAUCUCCAUCCCUCAUUUGCAGUGGUACUCGCCCAGGUUGAAGCAGCCAGGUUAUUUCCUCUCCAAGAGUUGGGCUCCAUGUGUCUGUUGAGGGUCUUCACUUGGAAAAAUGCAUGUUCAAAGCAAGCUCCAAUUGCUGUAGUCUUACCUGCACGCUCUCAGCCUGAGGGGCUGGGCUGCACUUCUGACUUUCUUUUAUGGUUUUACUUUCUUCUCUUCUUUUCCACUUGUGGUUUUUAGGGGUUUUUUCUAACGUUGGGGUUUGUUCUUUGCUUGUGGGAUUUGCCCCCAAUAACUUCACAGUGGGAAGUGGGGGGACAUCUAAACAAAUCAACAAAAUGAACCCAGCCAGGGGGAAGGUGUUUACUGCCAGGCUGAUAGAUACAGGGAUGUACACCAGUCUUCCACCUUUAGAAAUGGUACCUAGCCUUUACAGUUCCUCCUCUGUGUGUACACACACACUUUGCUCUCUCUGUUUCCAAAGCAGUAAUUAGUAGACAAGGAAAGAAAGUGACUUGGCUGGAACCUUGCUGGAUGUAAAAGAUUCUGAUUGGUUUUCUUCUUUCUGCAAAGCAAGGUGGAGGCAAACUCUGGCAGUGGAAAGGGGGUGAAGAAAAAUCUCGUGGCUGUGAGGAAAUAGGGUUCCUUCCUGGGGGUUCUGAUGCAGAUGUGUCUCUCUUGCUCUUGAAGAGCUGUGAGACUUUUGGUGAGAGCCCUUGCACAGGUUUAAUGGCUCCUGUCAUCAAGAGCAGAGGGACUUAUCCCUUCUGGCUUUGCCUGUACUGUUGGGUUAAAUAACCUUUGGCUUUGGAGUAAGAGCUCUGGUGAGGGAAGCCCAGAGGAUGCUCCAGCUGUGCCCCCCAGCUCUGCACAUCCCUGCUGAGGCAGCAGCAGGCUGGAGGGAGAACAAGCGUCGGGGUCGUGACAGUGCAGUGGGACAACUCUCAGAUCAGGGCAGGGAUGAGUCAAGGUGUCUCUUUAGCCAGUGGAAGGGGAGGAGGCUCAAUGGCAGGACCCCUGAUUUCCACAGCACUUCUGUAGCUGAUCUGCCAGUGAGGUGGCAGGUUGGUUGGUUGGUUGGUUGGCUGCAGCCUUUCAGGGAAGGUGCUGCACAGAGGCUUUGCCUCACUCGCUGCUUUUCUGGAGGUCAUCUCUUCACCCUGCAUCCUGCCUCACCUUAACCUCCAACUAUGUGGUGAAAAUCCUGGGUCUUUUGGAGCAGAGGCAGGUUGACUCUGAGCUGACCCUCUUGUGAAGCCAUGAGACUGAGCAGGAGGCAGGAAUUUGCUUCGCUUGGGCUUAGUUUCUUCCCAGUGAGCUCUUGCUGGUGCCCCCUGGUUACCAGCCCCAUACAGGCAGGGCUGGAGGAAGCUCUGCUGCCUUUUCUCCUCCAUCCUAUUCGACUUAGCUGGAAGCAGAGAGAACCUGGUUUGUAACUGGCUGUACAACAUCAUUGUCUUUGCCCAGCCUCCAGCCCUGGAAGCAGAGAGGUUUCUUAGGGAGAGGAUGGGCUGGCUGGAUUCUUCUUCUUUCCUUGCUUUCCUUUCAGAGCGCACAGCAGAAUCUCCCGUGCCUUCUCCAAGCACUGCCUGCAGCACCGCCUGCCACGCCAGGGCCCACUCCUUUUGCCAAGAAUUAAGUGUUCCUUAAGAUGCCAACACUAAACCAAGUGUCUUUGUUUCGUUUCCAGCCCAGCAGCGAUUCGUCCCUUCCAUGGGGUGGGAGGAGGGAAGGACGAGGUUUACCCCAAUCCUGCCCCAGGUAGCUGAGGAAAGGUCCUUGUCCCAGGCCUCCUGCCUCGGUGCUGGCGGAGGGGGUGAAGGCUGGGCUCCCUACACUGCCAACAGCAAGGAGAAAUUGCCACCACUGCCCACCUCAAUUGCAAAUUCAAUGUUGAGCCCCGUGCAGAUAAACCCAUCGCUGCCCUCCCCCUCUCUCCUUCACACAGGCUGAAAAAGUACCUUGGGCAGGACCUGGAGGGAGCGUGGGGGGUGGAUGGGUGGAGGCAGGGGAUUGUUUCCUUGGGUUAUACACCAGUGGUGACAGGAAAGAGAACUAAGAGUGGUCAUGGGCUUCGGUUCUGUGCUGAAGGGGACAUUGCUGAGGAGAUCACUUGAAAUACUAUUUCUAUUUGAAAUACUUGCCAAAAAAGACCCCAAACCACCAUGACAAAGGCAUGAAAAGAUGUUCUUACAGGCUUACACAACUAUUUAUGAAAUACUUUGGAGGGGAGGGGAGAGACACACACCCCCACCCCCCCCAGUCCUUCGUUUGUUGUUGCUUUAUUUUUCCUUUUGCUAUUUUUUUAAUACCUCAGACCUGUUUUACCACAAAAAAGGAAGAAACCCCAAACCAAAACAAACAAGAGACUUCAACCAACCACAAGCCAAACUUUGGAGGCUCUCAAAAGUCACUGCCACCAAUCUGUGACUGGCAGGUUGCCACAAGGGUCUGGUUUGUCCUUUAGUCCAUUUAUUUUGUCGUCGUCGUCGUUCUGGUUUCCACAGUGGGGGUGGGGAGGGAGAAAUGAUCAUCUAUAAAUAAUAUGCAAAAAAAAGAAGAAAGAGAUAUAAAUCUAGUUUUCUUUAGCUCAGAAACUGCUAUUUUUAAGUCAGCCAUAUGUAUUUUGGUUAAAAAGAGACAAUAACUAACUAAAGAGCCCUCGAGUCCCACGGCCGCAGCAGCACGGGGCUGGGUGACGGCAGUUCAAAGGGACAAGGGAAUGGAUUGAGUGACAGGGAAUGGAUUCAGUGACAGGGAAUGAAUGAAUUCAGUGUAUCAGCCAUCAGGUGCCAGUCAGCUUCCUUUUCUUUUCUCUGAGCAGCCAUCGUUCUCCUUGGCAUUAGUUGGACGACACAAGUUGGGGGAGGGGGGUGUUUUUAUACAUAUAUAUAUAUAAAUGAUGUGGGUCUGGCUGGUUGCUUCAAGUAUCAACGUUUCUUGUGCAUCUUUUCUGUAAAGUUUUGGGGCUCUUUAUUUGUUUUCCCUUCUCUUUUGUAUUCAGUUGCAGUGAUAUACUGGCAGCAGAUGACUGUUGGGUUUAAGUUAUUGAGGACGUUGCAAAAAGAGUUUUGGGGGUGGGGGGAGAGAUUGGUGCUUUAACACUGAAAGGCAUGAUCAGCAGCAUGAACUUCUGGGGACUCUCUGCAACAUGCCUUGAAAGAGGGGGAGAUAUAUAUAGAUAUAUAUAUAUAUAUAUAUAUAUAAUAUUUGCUUUGUUUGAACUGCCACGAGUGUGCACGGGGGAGAGUGCCAUACCAGACAGGAAUCAAAGUCAUACCCUGUGAUAUGUGUUUAACUUGCCUUGGAAUGCUUUGUUAUUAAAACACUCUGAACAUGAAUAGGGGUUUAUUUUGUUUUUGCAUCCAGUUCUUAAAUACCAACAGGGGUCUCUGGUGGUGGUUGGGGUGGUUUUUUUUCUGUUCAAUAAAUUGGAGGUUUGGUACCAAAGACAUUACACCACGUCCUGUGUGCAUUGCUCCACCAGGCAUUUUGUAGGUGUUUGCAUUCUGUGAGGAGGUUUCCUUUGAUUUGCACAGGGGUUAGACUUAAUUUUCAAAGGUUUUUGGGGUUUAUUUUUUGGUGCAAUAAUAAGCUUUGAGGGGAAAAAUUUUGAAACAAUCUCAAGAAGGAAAAAAACUAAACCCCAUUUUAGCAUGGGCAGCCCUUUGCAGCCUUUUGGCUUUCCCCAGCACUGCCACAUGCUGGCCUGUAGUGCUCAGCCCCUCUAGCAAUGCUUCUUGGGGUGACAUGGUGUUGAGGUGAAGGGAGAAGCCUCCUCCCACACUGAGGGAGGGCAACUCUAUGAUGCCAUUGUCAACUCCUGUUGCUUUCCAUGACUGCAGGGCCCAAGCACCUCCAAGGAGAGUCCCUGCAAAGCUUUUGUACCUCCUUGGGGAAGGACACGUGUCCCUGCCUGCUCUUGCUUCUCUCUGCUCAGCCCAGCUCCUCCAGGUUUAUCAACCCACGGAGCAUGCAAGUCAUAAAACAGCCUCCUGCUAGGGCACAGUGCCAUUGGGGGUACUGCUCUCCAAAUCCUGCCCCAAACAGCGAGGCUGUGGGGCAACACCAGCGUGUUUCUUGGCACCUGGCUGAUUUUUCUCCAGCAUCUCUCUGCCAAGGCUGUUGCCCCUCACUCCUCAGUCUGGCUCAUCUCUGGCUGUUCUGCCUCCUCUCUCUUCCCCUUCAACAAGAAAAACCAGAACACAGUUUUCAUUCAGCAAAGCCCAUGGCUAAAACUGCCUUUAGUUUCUUUCCUCCCCUUUAAAUAAAUAUAUAUAUAUACAGUAUUAACUCCACAUUUCUGUGUGUGUAUAUAUAAUUAUCCAAUGCUCUCACAACAGAAGUUUCUUUUGAAGAGGGCACACAGAUCUGAGUUUUCUUUUUCCAGUAACUGAGUAUAAUAAGCACUGGUAUUUUUGUAUUAAAAAAGAAAAACAGAGACAAAAAAAAACCCAACCUACAAAAGACUGAAUAUUCUGUGGUAUGCAUGACAAAAAAAAACAAGCAGACAAACAAACUACAUGGUGGUUUCAAAGCAAUAUGUACCCUGGUGUGUUUGCCAAUAUCCUAAAGUCCAGCUUCAAGUGCACCUGAUCUGUAUUGCAUUUUGAUAUUAAUCUCUAUGUACAAUGUUUUGCAUGUAAUUUAUAUGGUUCUUGGGAGAAAAAAAAAACCACCACAAACAACAACAACAAAAAAGAGGAAUGAAUUGUCAGUUGGCUGCUUCUGAGAAAACAGACUCUGGGUGUUAUCCAACUCCAAGUGGAAGCAGAAGGGUG
Messenger RNA from Colius striatus (speckled mousebird), 9200 nucleotides. RefSeq names its product ATPase plasma membrane Ca2+ transporting 4 (gene ATP2B4). The record is from RefSeq and is a predicted model, not a curated record. Gene Ontology annotation, cellular component: intracellular membrane-bounded organelle; membrane. The transcript is spliced from 22 exons. NCBI's taxonomy places the organism in Eukaryota, Metazoa, Chordata, Aves, Coliiformes, Coliidae. Bases 423 to 4139 code for a protein of 1238 amino acids. Gene Ontology annotation, molecular function: P-type calcium transporter activity; PDZ domain binding; ATP hydrolysis activity. Gene Ontology annotation, biological process: regulation of cytosolic calcium ion concentration; calcium ion transmembrane transport.